Eucalyptus grandis is the source of this 758-nucleotide messenger RNA. Its product is annotated as ferredoxin C 2, chloroplastic. The transcript is spliced from 6 exons. The record is from RefSeq and is a predicted model, not a curated record. Lineage: Eukaryota; Viridiplantae; Streptophyta; Magnoliopsida; Myrtales; Myrtaceae. Gene Ontology annotation, biological process: electron transport chain. Gene Ontology annotation, molecular function: 2 iron, 2 sulfur cluster binding; electron transfer activity. Bases 33 to 596 code for a protein of 187 amino acids.
CUCUGCAACGAAGAAGCUCCCCUCUCUCUCCGAUGGACAUUUCAUUGACCUUCACUCCCUCCGCCUCGCUCAACCGCCACCGCCGCCCCUUUCCUCCCGGCGCCGGCGCCGGCACCCGCCGCCUCGCCUCCGCGGGAUGCCGCCGCGCAACGACGUCAGGCGAGCUCCAGACGGCGGCCGGGCCCAACGGCCGGGGCGGGAGCUACCCGGCCUCCGUGCCCGUCCACAAGGUCACCGUCCACGAUCGGCAGCGAGGCGUUGUUCACGAGUUCUCCGUCCCCGAGGAUCAGUACAUACUGCACACGGCCGAGGCUCAGAACGUCUCCCUUCCUUUCGCUUGCAGGCACGGUUGUUGUACUAGCUGUGCUGUUCGAAUAAAAUCAGGACAACUCAGGCAGCCUGAAGCACUGGGGAUUUCUGCUGAAUUAAAGUCAAAGGGGUAUGCACUACUCUGUGUUGGCUAUCCUUCCUCAGACCUUGAAGUGGAAACACAAGAUGAAGAUGAGGUCUAUUGGCUUCAAUUUGGAAGAUAUUUUGCACGAGGACCAAUUGAUAGAGAUGAUUACGCUCUAGAGUUAGCUUUGGGUGAUGAAUAAGCCGACCAGAUGUGCAAUUAGAGACGAUAGUUCGAGAUGAUUUCUCCUUUCCCGAGUCGGACUUUUCACUAUGAAACAUCGUUCUAUAAAUAACAGUUAAUUCUCUCAAUAGUAGCCUACUGUACCUACUCUUAUUGUUGGCAAACGAGAUGGUCUUCCAUA